AGUUUUACGUACCGGACAGAUCCCUUUACCUCCAGCGCCGCUACUGCAUAUGGUAUUAGCAGUAAUUAUACUACCUCCAUAAACUGCGGAGCAUUCCGCGUUACUGAUUACAAUGGAAGUUGUCUCCCUUAAAGUCGGACUUAAAGGCCCAUUGAUGUCGUCUAAAUAAUUAACAAUCGGUUGAAAUUGUUGUUUGUUUGUUUACUUUUUGACGCCAAAAUACCCCAGCCCUUCAACGACAGAACUAUUUAUUUUUUUGCCUGUAGAGAAGGGCCGUGAUGUCAUCUCUGGCCCCUGGACCAUAACACUUCAAAGUAGUAACAUCCGUUCGUAUUGCCAUGAACGAAUCCUUGGUCUCAGCAAAAACGCUUGCAAAAACGGAGAAGCCAAACAGCCAAUGCUCGAUACGCAGACACGCGACGCUCCACCGCCGACAUUCAGCAGCGUUGAGUUGCAACCGUGGCUGCUCUGAUGGCUUCCGCCGAGGCCUAUCCAGAUCUGAUUGCAAAGUGCCAAAAUAUCUCAAAUUCUACAGGAAGAUGGACACGAUUGUCACGAAACUCUUGCAGCGUUUGCGAUCCGUCUGUCGUGUCCAACAGGAAGAGCGUAAACAGCAGGAGGCUGCACGAGAACGCAAUCGCCCCACUCCUGUGACCAACCCACAACCCGAAAUUCCAGACUCUACUGAUGUAACGAGUGGUCCGAAGUUGAAAGAUUUUCUUCAUUUAAUGAAAAAAGAUCGAGUUGGAAUGGAACCAACUUUUAUUCCAACCACCUCGUCAGCAGCUCCACCGGGUUCUGCUGGAGCUGAUGCCGUCGCCCCGUUUAGUUACCCGUAUCAACGUCCGACUCCUCUUGGUACCGAGCAGAGUGAUCGCCAUCCGCAAUCGACGCCCUAUGUGCUUGACGGCAAUUCUUAUUACUAUCAAAAACAAUACUUCACAAAGUGGAUUCCCGCCUUCUGGACCAAAUCUACCUAGACCAACGUAUAGUAGUGGUUUCCAAACAACUGAUAGGCCUAUAGGUCUUCGUCGUUUUCAGCCACCCAACCGGGUGCUUCUAGCUUGGCUCAAUCCAGCUACAAUUAUCUUUCGGCUUCUCCCCUUCAUCAGCAACCCACCACUGCAGUCAAUCCUCAUCCGAUUCCUACUAGCCAACCCCAACAACCGUCUUAUCCAUCAGCAGGAGGUCAGGCGUUAUCUGGGUCAGCAGGAGGAGGAAACAACCCGCCGUCUUUUGGUUCAACUCAACAUAUAUGCAACCUCAGAAUUAUCCACCUACUUCCAACUAUUAUGGUCAAGUUCUUGGUGCGACAUGUUAUGACAUCGCCUUGCCGAUGCAGCAACAAGCGUUUAACAAUCGAGAAGGGCCGUGAUGUCAUCUCUGGCCCCUGGACCAUAACACUUCAAAGUAGUAACAUCCGUUCGUAUUGCCAUGAACGAAUCCUUGGUCUCAGCAAAAACGGAGAAGCCAAACAGCGUGUAUAGUCAUACACUUACAAUUUACAGCCUGGCCUGGAAGUAGCUUUCCCGCUUCGUCUGCCCAGUUUCUUCAAUUGACGAAUGAAGUGCUUCACUGUUGGCAGCAGCAACGAAGCAAAACCCAUCCGAUCGUUGUCCAUUGUCUGGCGGGCGCAGCUGGACGCACUGGUCUUUUUUGCCUCCUCUCUAUGGCCCUCAAUGACCUUACUUCAGGCCAUGGACUGUUGGACGUCGUACGGGUUGCGGCGAGCCUUUGCCAGCAUCGACGCAACAUGUUCGAAGACCGCGAACACUUGCUCUUUGCUUACCAAGCCUUACUUUAUCACGCCCAGGAUUUACUCAUGAAAAGAGGAAUUCUAUCGGGAACGAUUGAAGGAUCCCCUAUAAAGAAACAUCAUCCAUUACAAGAUUUCAUAAAUUCACCGAAUCCAACUACUUCGAGCAAUGCGACACCUGUGUUGGAGGCAGCGGCGAAUGUUUUGAAAGAAACGACAGCAACGAAAGAAGUGGCUCCCCGAGUAACAGAAGAACCAGCAGCGAUAUUGCAAACGACAGACACACCUACGCCAAAAAAGAGCCAGGUUCUAGGGGCGUUGGCGAUCCUUGAUCCGGCAAACUUCACGUUGGACGGCGGCCAAACAAAUCGACACCGCGUUAAAAAAGAAAGUUUUAAAAAACGCCUCUCAGCUCGGUUCAAUGUCUGAUCCUUCUAAUCCACUCAGCCAACUCGAUCCUUUGUGGUCACUGGCUAAAUAAGUUUUUCUGAGUCGAAUUGAAGGCCAUUAUUAUCGAUAGGCUACUACGCUGAUGGCAAAAGAUAGUGAAUUAUAUCUUGCCUCUUUCUUCUUCAUUAUUAUUUAGUAAUCUGAUCAAAUAGCCUCCCAUGCCGACAUAUUAGUGUGUUAGCAACGUCUGAAGAUUUUAACCCGUGGAAGAAUGACAUAUAUUUUGCAUUCCGCCAAGAUUUUUGGAAUUUUAUGAUUGAUGUACCGAAUGGCGAAUACACGUUCAUCAUUAAGUGCCGCUAAAA
Molecule: messenger RNA, 2511 nt
Organism: Daphnia pulex (common water flea)
Lineage: Eukaryota; Metazoa; Arthropoda; Branchiopoda; Diplostraca; Daphniidae
Exons: 7
Coding region: 1670-2185 (171 amino acids)
Source: RefSeq, a predicted model, not a curated record